Suillus subaureus is the source of this 2403-nucleotide messenger RNA. RefSeq lists its product as uncharacterized. Bases 1 to 2403 code for a protein of 800 amino acids. The transcript has 11 exons. The record is from RefSeq and is a predicted model, not a curated record. NCBI's taxonomy places the organism in Eukaryota, Fungi, Basidiomycota, Agaricomycetes, Boletales, Suillaceae.
AUGUCUACCAAAGAUACUUCCUGCUGCACCUUGCUUGAUGCACAGGUCAAGAGGCGUACCAAAGCACAGAAGGCUGCCAAUGACCUUGCCAUCAAGGAAGCCAAAGAAGCAGCAGUCCAAAAGAGAGUUGAGCACCUCACUGGUAUGCAGGUUGAGAUGGAGAAGGCACAGAAGGGAUUACUCACCAAAAAGCAACCCCAUGCAUUGGAUGACCUACCAGAGGCUGAUGUGACAGACAACCACCAGGAGGCUGCCUCAGGUGCAGACCAUGGAACCUCAGGAAAAGAGAAGAAGGCCACUGUGAAGAGAAGUGGAAAGAUGUUGAUUAGAGACACCAUCAGUAAUGUGCAAAAGAAGAUCACCACUUUGGCCACUCAGCCCCAGACUCCAAUUCUCCUGGUUCCAGCAAAAAUCACUGAUGACAUCCCAGAAGAUGCCCUUACUGGCAGCUUUGCUGAUGAGAUCGAUGAUUCUUUGGAGCACAAGGCUGCUUGCUUUGAGAGCAAGCAAAACAAGGGAAAAUCCAAGGUAGCCUCAAUCUUUGACAAUGACUCAGACUUUGAAGGACCUAAGGCUCCCUUCAUGCAAAUACUACCAAUAGAAUUUGACUCGGAGGAUGAGCUUGUGACUUUGUUCUCAGAUGAGGGCAAGGACUCACAGGAGCCCACUAACUUGAAGGCUCUGACCACAAGGACACUCAAGUGCAAAGCUAGUGCAGAUUCCCUCAUGGAUGACAACAAGGAGUCUGUGACAUCCAAGUGGUCCAUGGACAUUGAUCACAAUGCCAUGCUAGAACUUGCUGAGGACUUGAUUGAGGACUCUGACGGCAAAUCUCCACAGCCUGAACCUAUUGUUAUCAAGAAGGAGAAGGUUGUGUGGACAACAACUUCAACAUCCACUAUGACUUCAAUUGCUGACGGCAAGCUGGUGCCUGUUCAUAAAAAGGUCAAAGUUGAAUCUUCUGGAACUGUUGGUGCCUGUGGCACUGCAGGCAGUCAUGCUGCUAAAUUUCAGCAGAACGUAGAUACUAUACCAGAGCAAAUGAAAACAUGCAGUGCCUAUCAUACUGUCAAUUUGCCUUCAGCAAUGCAAGCCAACCAGCACUGGGUGAAGAAAUUUCUCCCAACGAUUAUGCUGUGGGCUGGAAGCUACGAAGACAUCUGGAUUAUCCCAGAUGAUGUCCUUCUCCAUCAUGCUCAACUUGUUUUUGAUGCAGUAUACAAAGAGCUUAACAUUGCUCUUGCUCAUGGUGGCAUGGUACAUUUGCUUACUGUGCAGUGCAUCUCAGAAUGGCGUACUAACUUUGGCUCAACAGCCAUUGUUAUUGUCAUGGACUUUAUGACAUGGAAUUCUGACUGUGCUCCUAGUGAACUCAUAACUUCCCUUCUCAAUGAAUGGGCCUUCUUAUUUGAGAACCCUGACAGUCCAUCUCCCCUCAUAGCAUACUGCUCUCCCUUCAUAUUGCAGCUGUUUGGCACAGCCCACCUCAACACCAUCAAAGGGUAUGUGAAUGUUCCCUCCUUUGACAUGCAUGCACUCGCAACAAGUGGGAUGUCACAGGUCCUUGCCCUCUCUGCGAUAGCGGUCGAGCAUGCACUCAAGAUGAUCAAGAAAAAAGAACUCAAGGUUCAAGAUGUUUUGUCAUUGACAUCACAAGGCAAAGCAACCAUCAAGCUACCAAAGGUUCUCAACAAGAUUAUGAGGAAGGAGUCCAGUGUUCAUGUUUUAUUUUCAGCAGCUCUGUGGUCCAAACCAACCAAGGCAUUCACCAAGUCCAUUUUGAGCAAGCCUGCUGGGUACGUGGAGGCCACAAUAGAGAUGGCACGUGCAACAGCCAGUGAUGUCACUGAAACACCAGUGGGCUCAUUUGACAAUGUCAUGAACACCAUCAAGCACACAUUAUUUUGUGACCCCCUGUUCACCAAUGAUAGAGUAUUCUGCCUCCACAUGGAGGAGUUUCUGAAUCUCACUGAUGAGCAUCUCGAGCUCUCAGGCUCUAUGGUGGAUAGUAGUACUGAAAGUGAGGAUGAACAUUCAGAUGGCUCAGAUACAGAGAGUGAGGAUGAAUUUGAAGAAACUCAUGCAAAAAUGCAGCAAUCCCUGGUGUCCACACCCAAACUGAAACUUGAUCUCCAUAUGGGUGUAGACCAUAGCAAGGGCCUGUUCAAGUUUUUCCUGAAGAUUUCAUGUGAGGAGCAUUUACAGUGUGCUUGGAUACCUUUCUCUUGGGAACUCAAGGACCAGGAGUGGGAUCAUCAUCAGCAACAAUUUGACAAGUUUGAGAAGGCUGCUCACAAGUGGGAAAGGGCAGCUGAGCAUAAGAGAAAACAGCAAGCAUGUGAGAAGGCUGCAAAGCAGAAACCUACCAUCAAUUCCACUCUUCAUGACAGCACUCCCCAAUGA